AUGUCAGCUACAGACUUCUACAAGCGAAAUGGAUGCUUCAAGCGUUGUCCUGGUGGGUUCUCGGUCCAGGCAGCUCGCAAUUAUAACCAUCGCCAUGACGGGCCGACUGAUUAUGCCAAAUGCGUUCGCAAGUACAAGAUUGGCGGCACGGCGCAUACGCCAUUUGUUUACAACCAUCAAAGAGGUUGUGUAUGUCGACGUAAAAAAAGAAGCCCAGUUGAUUUCUCCACGGGUCCGAAUACGCAAGGAAACAUCCGGAUUGCAGCUGAAAUAUCCGAGCUGCAUGAAGUGAAUCAGGACCCGGACGAUGGGAUGACGAUGGUUCCUUCGCAAGACAUCCAAAACGACACGGAAUACGCAUGUCCGGUGACUAUCGGGACACCAGGUGAAACCUUGACACUUGACUUCGACACAGGUUCGGCAGACCUGUGGGUCUGGUCAUCUCAGGCCCGGGUAAGCAAGGCCGAUAUGAAAGGACGUGGGAUUUAUGACCCCAAGAAAAGUCGAACCUCCAAGAGGCUACGUGGUCAUACGUGGGAAGUGCGAUACGGUGAUGGAUCGAGCGCAUCGGGAGUGGUGUACAUGGACACGAUUGUUAUUGGCGACAUUACGGUUGAAAAUCAAGCUGUUGAAGUGGCAAGAGAGUUGAGCGAUGAUUUUCUACAAGCUGGGUGUGAUGGAUUGGUUGGGCUAGGGAAAUAUCAAGUCCCAAGAUUAAAUCAGGUUCGACCCAAUAGACAGAAAACGCCAAUGGAGAAUAUGGUGGAGCAAGGUGUCAUAAAAGAUCCCAUAUUCACAGUCAAGCUUGACAAACGUGACUCGAGGGGGUUCUAUACAUUUGGGUUUAUUGAUGAGACGGUGCACUGUAGCAAAUUCUACUGGCAGGAUGUAGACAAAGAAAACGGCUGGUGGGAAGUUCCUUCUGCUUACAUCAAGAUUGGGGACCAAAUUUACAAUCGGGGGCAAGAAAAUACCGCUAUAAUCGACACUGGGACGACGCUGGUAUUGCUUGAUGACGAGACCGUCGAGAGAUUGUACUCUAAGAUCGAAGGGCAGCAUAUGAUGAGGACCAAGGCACGUAUUUGGUCCUAUCGCUCAAAGAUGCACUCUAAAAGUUUCGAAUAUGAAGGCGGAUACAUCUUUCCAACCAAGUCUGAUAUUCCACAUCUAGCUUUUUGUGUUGGAAGAUGGCUAUUCACUAUGCCCGGGUAUGAGCUCUCGUUUUCGGAAAUGGGGAAUGGAAUGUCGUACGGGGCCGUCCAAAGUCGGGGACAGAACCGGCAGGACAUAUUAGGAGAUGUCUGGCUGAAGCAUGUUUACGUUGUGUUCGAGCAGUCUGAAAAACCACGGGCGAACGACAUUCAGAACGAUACCGAGUACGCAUGUCCGGUGACAAUUGGGACACCUGGGGUUACUCUCACAUUGGAUUUUGAUACUGGAUCAUCAGAUUUUUGGGUGUGGUGUUCGGAGUUUCGAGCAACCCGGGCUCAACUUGAAGGUCACAAAGUCUAUGACCCUCAUAGGAGCAAGACGGCCGAAUCACUUCCAGGUGCAACAUGGAAGAUUAGUUAUGGAGACGGGUCGCAUGCAUCUGGGGAUGUUGUGAUGGAUACGAUAUAA
Rhizoctonia solani is the source of this 1620-nucleotide messenger RNA. RefSeq names its product aspartyl protease. Bases 1 to 1620 code for a protein of 539 amino acids. NCBI's taxonomy places the organism in Eukaryota, Fungi, Basidiomycota, Agaricomycetes, Cantharellales, Ceratobasidiaceae. Gene Ontology annotation, biological process: proteolysis. Gene Ontology annotation, molecular function: aspartic-type endopeptidase activity. The transcript has 14 exons. The record is from RefSeq and is a predicted model, not a curated record.